Pipistrellus kuhlii (Kuhl's pipistrelle) is the source of this 2738-nucleotide messenger RNA. RefSeq names its product tetraspanin 11 (gene TSPAN11). Gene Ontology annotation, cellular component: membrane. The record is from RefSeq and is a predicted model, not a curated record. The coding region runs from base 207 to 983 and encodes 258 amino acids. Lineage: Eukaryota; Metazoa; Chordata; Mammalia; Chiroptera; Vespertilionidae. The transcript has 9 exons.
GGCAGAGGCGCGGGCGGGCGGCCGGAAGGGCCAAGGGCUCCGGAGCGCACCGCCUUCGCCCAGACCCUCUCCGGGGGGAGGUCAGGAGCGCAGCGCAGCGCAGCUGGCGGGCGGGCAGGGGGCGGCCCUCCAGCCUCCGCUCCACCUCCAGACUCCACUCCCUUGGCUGCGACCGAGCCCUGUGCCCCGCGGCCGGCCCAGCUACCAUGGCCCAUUAUAAGGCUGAGCAGGAUGACUGGCUGGUCGUCUACCUGAAGUAUUUACUCUUUGUCUUCAACUUCUUCUUCUGGGUGGGGGGCGCCACCGUCCUGGCCGUGGGUGUCUGGACGCUGGUGGAGAAGAGCGGCUACCUCAGCGUCCUGGCCUCCAGCACCUUCGCCGCCUCUGCCUACAUCCUCAUCUUCGCAGGCGCCCUCGUCAUGGUGACCGGCUUCCUGGGCUUCGGUGCCAUCAUCCGGGAGGACAGAGGCUGCCUCUCCACGUACUUCUGCCUGUUGCUGGUGAUCUUCCUCGUGGAGCUGGUGGCGGGGGUCCUGGCCCACGUGUACUGCCAGAGGCUGAGCAACGAACUGAAGCAGCACGUGACCCGGACGCUGACGGAGAACUACGGGCAGCCUGGAGCCACGGAGAUCACCGCCUCGGUGGACCGUCUGCAGCAGGACUUCAAGUGCUGCGGAAGCAACAGCUCUGCCGACUGGCAGCACAGCGCCUACAUCCUGUCCCCAGAGGCAGGGGGCCGCCGGGUGCCGGACAGCUGCUGCAAGACAGUGGUGGCGCGCUGCGGCCACAGGGCCCACCCCUCCAACAUCUACAAGGUGGAGGGAGGCUGCAUCACCAAACUGGAGCAGUUCCUGGCCAACCACCUGCUGCUCAUGGGAGCGGUGGGCAUCGGGGUGGCCUGCCUGCAGAGACAGGAAGGAAAAUGCCUGGGGCCGGGGGGCCAACUUGAACUUGUAAGGAGCAGAGACCUGAGAGGAGUGUGAGUGUGGGCUCAGACCUGCGGGAUGGUUCUCACCUGCUGCUUGCACCGGAGGCUCCAGCUGCAUGUUCACUAACCGCCCAUCGUUUUCCCCUCCAACCGCCCCCCACAAGGACAGGGGUCCAAAUCCCAUCUGCCAGACCUGCGGAGCCGGCACAGCUCAUCUAGAAAUUCCCAGAAAGUCCCCAUCCCUGGUGUCCAUCCUUCAGACCACCAAGUGCCCAAGACCACAGUUCCUGCAGUUCCCACCUGACCGGGACCCUCCACUUCUGAGUGCUCACUGCCAGCCCAGGCGGGGACAGACAGAGGCUCCCAAGGAUCACAGGAAGGUGAGAGAGUUGGAUUCUCUGCUCCCUCCCAGCUCCUGAAACUACAUUGAAGGACUAUAAACCUUGACCCCUCUGGACCGGGCAUUCAGCGUGACCCCCACCGGUGCUGAGCAGCCCUCCUCUCACCUCUGCCUAGGUUUGGGGUCUUUGCUCUGGCCUCCUGGAAAUGCGUCAUGAUGGGCAGUUAGGGUUACUCUGCCCCCAGAAGGCCCAGGCCUCUCAUCUGCCCACCCCAAGGCCUCGCUCCUUCCUACAGGGCCUGCGCGUGGAGAGAAUGAGGUGAGGCAGCAGGAGCCGGGUGUGGGCAGUGGUAGAUGGUGGGGCUUCAGGCAGGGAGCGAGGGGCUGGGUGUGGGGGAGGCAGGAGUUGGCCAUGCCAGCACAUGGCACCACAGGAGCCUGCACCACCUGGAGGCCUUUCCCAGGAGAGGAGCCCUGGGAGAAAGGCCCCAGCCCCAGCUCCAGGAAUCUGCCCCCAGGAAUCUCCGGUGUAGGGCCUGAUUCUCAGAACUGCCAGGGUUUUAAACUUUGGGCGAGUGUAUGUGGGCAAGUGUCAAACUCCUUCUGAUUGGACCCAAUCUGAUUGGAGCCUGAAACAUUGGAGCCACCGAAAAGGUAAAGCUCCAGGUCGAGGGUGCUCUGCCCUGAGAGUGCUCUCACUUGUCCCUGUCACGCUCCCUGACCACGAGGCCUCACUCUGCUCCCGGAGUGAGCGGUCCUUCCUCGGUUCUGCCUCGCCGUCUGAAUUGGGCAGGGGACCUUCAGAAAGACCUUCCUGGUGCUGAGGGGAACUGGAAGCAAAGCCUAGAAAAUGCAGUGCAGAAGCUGGCCGUUUCCUACGACAGCCACAGGGACCCCCCGCCCCCACCCCCGAGACUGUGACACGAUGAUCUAACAGGAACACCCCACACCUUCUUCUAUACCUCCCAGGCCCUGGUCUUCCCGGGUCCUGGGGACCCUCUUCCCAUCUCACCCCCGAGAGUGGGCCCUUGUUGUGCUAAAACCAAGGCCAAGAAAGGUCACCCCCUGCCUCCCCACAGGGUUGUCCCCAGUGUGGCUAGCUCAGCUCUGGCUGAGCCGGGUCAGUCCUGGGUGAAGGAUGUUCUCUCUCCCAUACACAGGUCACUGUGUCCCCAACACAGCCCUCAACUGUGCAGAAACCACACCCUCAGAGCACAUUGCCUCCCCGCCUCCCGGCCCCCUCUCUUCCUGCCUCCCGCCCUCCCGGCCUCCCGGCCUCCGGGGCUGGUGGGACCUGGCUGGCUUAGCUCCUCCACCCAGAGGGCCGUGAGGUGGCUGAGGAAAAUUCAUUAGGAGGGAGACCAGCUUUGCUAGCAACCCCAGACUACAUCAAGGACAAAAGAAACAGUGUUGUGGUUAUCUUUGCUGCCCUCCAGCUUCCAGAUAAAUAAAAGGUGAUGGUCAGGCCAA